UCCAAGUCAGCCCCUUGACAGAGCACUUUACGAUUCUUGGAGAGUGGCACCGUCUGCCGAGGCGUAACGUUUUGAAAGCUCAGCACACACCGCAGAGAGCGGGGAUGAGUUAAGGGUCUACAAAGGAAAGAACAGACGGUUUUAAAAGUGGGAAACAAAACCAGUGAAAAGUUUUGCCCUCGAAAGAACCAGUGGAGUAGCUACACCGUGGCCAUUCAACUCCGAACUCCGAGGCUCUAUGGCAUAAAGCCCAUCCUCAGAUUCAGCUGGAGAUUGCUUCCGAGGAGCUCCUGACGCCAUUUUCCACAGUCUGAGGAGAACCAGGAAGUAGCCGGCAGGAGGCAUGCCUGCCCUGGCCACCGGAACCGGCCAUGAGCCAGGUAACGGACCCUCAGGUCUGUAUGAGCUGCUGGCGGCCCUGCCAUCCCAGCUGCAGCCUCAUGUCAACUGCUCUGAGGACAACACCUUCCUUCAGGAUAUGUUUGGAGAGAGAAGUCUCCACUCACUUGUUAAGAUCCACGAACGGCUGCAGCACUAUGAAGAGAGCAAGCCCGCCCCUGUCCUGGAAGGAGCUGCACCUCUGGCACGUGACGUGUCUGAUGAGCUGGAAGGCAAAUCAGCCAGUCAGGAUGUCAAAGAGCUUCUUAAACUGCUGGCAAACCCACAUGUAAAGAGCCUCCUGUCCGUCCACGACGCAGUUGCCCAAAAGAAGUAUGACCCCGAACUACCUCCGCUGCCUGAAGACAUCGAUGACGAUGAAGAUUCUGUGAAAAUUAUAAGAUUGGUCAAGAACAAGGAGCCACUGGGAGCAACAAUAAGACGUGAUGAGAGCACAGGUGCCAUCAUUGUGGCCCGGAUCAUGAAGGGAGGGCCAGCUGACAGAAGUGGUUUAAUUCAUGUAGGGGAUGAACUGAAGGAGGUCAAUGGAAUCCCUGUGGACGACAAGAAACCAGAGGAAAUCAUUCGUAUUCUGGCACAGUCACAAGGAGCCAUUACCUUUAAAGUUGUCCCUGGUGCAAAGGACGAGGCAUCUAUCAAGGAGCCACAGAUGUUUGUGAAGGCGCUCUUUGACUACGACCCAAAAGAUGACAACACCAUCCCAUGUAAGGAAGCUGGUUUGGCCUUCAAGAAGGGUUGCAUCCUACAGAUCAUGAGCCAAGAUGAUGCAACCUGGUGGCAGGCCAAACACGAGGGCGACACAAAUCCUCGUGCUGGCUUAAUACCAUCCAAACAGUUCCAGGAGAGGAGACUUGCAUUUCAGCAACCUGUUACGACUCUUUCGUCCCUAAGGAGGUCUACUAGACGAUCAU
Maylandia zebra (zebra mbuna) is the source of this 1310-nucleotide messenger RNA. Lineage: Eukaryota; Metazoa; Chordata; Actinopteri; Cichliformes; Cichlidae. The record is from RefSeq and is a predicted model, not a curated record.